AUGUCUGACUACUCCAAGUCAACUUCCAUUGUUAUCAUUGGGGCCGGCGUGUUCGGCCUCUCCACUGCCCUCGAACUCUCCAAGCGUGGCUAUGCCAACAUCACCGUUCUUGACCGUCGACUCCCUCCUGUUCCAGAUGGUUCCAGCGUCGAUGUCUCUCGCAUCAUUCGUCCUGACUACGCCGAUGUGUUCUAUGCUCGCAUGGGAUUGGAUGCCGUGAAAGGAUGGACUACCGAUUAUGCGCCGUUCUUUCAUCGCAGCGGUCUCUUGUGCGUGCAAUCGGAGGGCUCUACCCAGCAUACAUACCUUGAGCAGUCGAAGCAAAACCUGGAGAGCCUGGGAGCUAGUGUCACUAUUCAGACCUUCCAAGGCAAUGAGGCCACGAGCAGAUACCCGGGUAUCCAUGGUGAUCUUUCACGCACGCAAGGAUACUGGAACACCGAGUGUGGAUGGGCCGAUGCUGAGGGCAGCAUUACUCACCUGGCCCAGAAGUGCUCGAAGGCCGGUGUAUCCUUCAUGACAGGAAGAAAUGGAACCGUCCAAAACCUCAUCACUCGGGGUGAUUCAAAGACGAGCAAGAUAAUAGGUGUGAAAACAGAAGCAGGGACGAGCGUUUACGCGGACACUGUCAUCCUGGCCACGGGCGCCUGGACGCCACACCUGAUUGAUACGGGCGACCGGACGAUUUCGACUGGUCAACCGGUCGCCUUUCUGCAGUUGACUCCCGAGGAAGCGAAGGAAAUGCAGGAAUGUCCUGUCAUGAUUGACUUGAGCACGGGAUGGUUUGCCUUCCCUCCUACUCCUGGCACGAACCUGCUGAAAAUGGCCCGACAUGGCUAUGGGUUUGAAACGACCACAACCGCGUCGAAUCGACAGUCCAAUUCCUCUUUCUCCGCCCCUAAGAUGUCUUCUCAGUCACCUUUUCUACCGUCAGACGCAGAGAAAUCUCUGAGAGAGGGGUUGGCUCUGUUCUUUCCGCGGUUCAAAGACCGACCUUUCGUCCAGCGCAGGCUGUGCUGGUACACCGAUACUCCCAAGGGAAAUUUCAUUGUGGACUAUCAUCCGGAAUAUGAAGGACUGUUCCUGGCAACGGGCGGAAGUGGACAUGCUUUCAAAUUUCUACCGGUCCUGGGUCGUUAUGUGGCCGAUAGUUUCGAACGGAAGGCAUCGCAGGAGCAAAGGGAGAUAUGGGCGUGGACUGCAACUGCAAACCGUCUCUCGAAAGGAGAUGGCAGUCGAGGGGGACCUCCCAGAAGAGUACUUCGACCUGAGGAGCAGGCUUGUCUAUGA
This is a messenger RNA of Aspergillus steynii IBT 23096, 1290 nucleotides long. Its product is annotated as NAD(P)/FAD-dependent oxidoreductase. The transcript is spliced from 2 exons. The record is from RefSeq and is a predicted model, not a curated record. Gene Ontology annotation, molecular function: flavin adenine dinucleotide binding; L-pipecolate oxidase activity; proline dehydrogenase activity. The coding region runs from base 1 to 1290 and encodes 429 amino acids. Lineage: Eukaryota; Fungi; Ascomycota; Eurotiomycetes; Eurotiales; Aspergillaceae.